AUGUCGUCGAAAAAUAGCAUAGACUCUGCACCAAGCAUUGACAAAAAUGAAAAAAGUGGAAUUGAAAAAGAAUGCGGUAAUGAAAAUAAUGAACAAAAUGGUAGCUUGAAUCAUGAAAAACCGUGGUAUGACAAACAAAUUGUGUCGUGGAUUCCUGCUUUUUCCUAUUCGACCUCACAGAUAGUUCUUCUUUCAUUCGUUUGUUUCAUGUCAACUGGAUUGUACAACAGUCUUUCAGGGCUUGGAGGAGCCGGAAUUGACGACAUUGGCGUCGCCAACAAUGCCAAUGUGGCUUUGUAUUGUACUUUCGCAACGGUGGGUUUUUUUGCUGGAACAAUUUGCAACACUUUGGGAAUAAAAUUCUGCUUGGCUUUUGGAGCCUCGGGUUACACGUUGUACAGUGGCAGUUUACUAUGUUGGAACAAGACCUCCAACGCUGGAUUUGUCAUUUUCUCAGGUGCAUUGUUGGGAGUAUGUGCUGCUUGUCUCUGGGCAGCCCAAGGAACCAUUAUCAUGAGUUAUCCACCGGAGCAUCGAAAAGGAAGAGCCAUUAUGAUUUUCUGGAUCAUUUUCAACAUGGGAGCUGUCAUCGGUCUGAUCAUCUCGUUGGCAAACAAUAUUCAUAGCGUGCAAACUCUGGUGAGCGAUACCACAUUUGCUAUAUUUAUUGCGUUGAUGGGCUUGGGAAUUGUACUUGCGCUUUUCUUGCUCCCGAUUCAUCUUGUUUGGAAGGAUCGUGUGGGUGGACAAAGAGUGUAUGUUAAAGAAUAUCCCAACUGGAAAAAAGAGUUGGUUCAAUUGUUCAGGACUCUUUAUCGAGAGCCACGGGUGUUCUUGGUGUUCCCCAUGUGCUUUGCUUCUAACUGGUUUUACACCUACCAAUUCAACGACGUCAAUGCGGGAAGAUUCAACAUACGGACGAGAUCUCUCAACUCGUUACUCUACUGGAUUAUGCAGCUGGUGGGUGCAAUUUUGUUUGGAGGACUUUUGGACUGGAAAAGAUUCGACAGAAAAACCAGAGCCAAACUAGGAUGGGCAGCGCUAUUCAUUCUUACUAUGGCAAUCUGGGGAGCUGGUUUGAAGUUUCAGCUUCUGUUCACUCGCGAGUCUGUUAAAGAAAUGAAAGCAAUUGACUUUACUGACUCCAACUACGUGGGACCUGUGAUCUUAUAUGUCUUCUAUGGCAUAUAUGAUGCCGUGUGGCAGACCUACAUCUACUAUCUUCUCGGAGCAUUGUCCAACAGUCCCAAGAAAGCUGCCCUCUACGGCUCAAUGUAUAAGGGUAUCCAGAGCGCCGGUGCAGCCAUUGCUUGGAGACUAGACUACUAUGAGAUUCCAUACUUGAAUAUGUUUGGAAGUUGCUGGGGACUUCUUGGCGGAUCGUUGCUCAUUGCAGCACCUCUUGUGUUUUACCAAAUCGAAAAUCAUACAUCUGAGGAAGACGAUGAUAUUAAUUUGACAUUAACGGUUGCAAAAUCGGAGUCAAGCCAUCUCGAACGAGCGGCUUGA
Messenger RNA from Meyerozyma guilliermondii ATCC 6260, 1509 nucleotides. RefSeq names its product unc-93 family MFS transporter. Gene Ontology annotation, biological process: transmembrane transport. NCBI's taxonomy places the organism in Eukaryota, Fungi, Ascomycota, Pichiomycetes, Serinales, Debaryomycetaceae. Bases 1 to 1509 code for a protein of 502 amino acids. The transcript has a single exon. Gene Ontology annotation, molecular function: transmembrane transporter activity. The record is from RefSeq and is a predicted model, not a curated record.